UGAAAGCCUUUGGCUUUGGUCCCCCCUUCUCUCUUCCACUUUACUCAUUUUUCCCACCUUCCCCUCCUACCUUCCUUCUUCUUUCUCUGGCAAGUUGCGAGUUGCAACUUUAAUAACAUCAAAGAAAGAAGCUCGGAAGGGAAAGGGAUGCCGCUAUCUCAAAAAAUGGACGGCUUGGAUCAAGCUCCUCGUAUCUGCUACUAAUCUCUGGCCAUCCGAUCUCCUUUUCUCUCUUCCCUAUCUUGAUUUAGAGCUGUUAUUGUCACAUGAUGGAGGCUUGUUACUGUAUUGACUCUCAGUGGCCACCCGAUGAGCUUCUGGUUAAGUAUCAAUAUAUAUCGGACGUCUUAAUCGCCUUGGCUUAUUUCUCAAUUCCUCUGGAACUUAUCUAUUUUGUUAAAAAGUCUGCAUUCUUCCCGUAUCGAUGGGUGCUUAUGCAAUUCGGUGCUUUCAUCAUUCUUUGUGGAGCAACCCACUUUAUAAACUUGUGGACAUUCGCUAUGCACACUAAAGCCGUUGCUGUGGUGAUGACAAUUGCGAAGGUUUCUUGUGCUCUUGUAUCAUGUGUAACUGCUUUGAUGCUUGUACACAUUAUUCCCGAUUUGUUGAGUGUUAAAACUCGUGAGUUAUUUCUGAGGAACAAGGCGGAACAACUAGACAGGGAGAUGGGCCUUAUUCUCACUCAAGAAGAAACUGGAAGGCAUGUAAGGAUGCUAACUCAUGAAAUUAGGAGCACACUCGACAGGCAUACGAUAUUGAAGACCACCCUUGUUGAAUUAGGUAGGACAUUGGGCCUGGAGGAAUGUGCAUUGUGGAUGCCAUCAAGGACCGGUAUGGAUCUGCAACUUUCCCAUACUCUAAACUACCAAAUACAAGUUGGAUCAACUGUGCAAAUAAAUCUUCCAGUUGUCAACGAAGUAUUCAAUAGUGCUCGAGCAGUGCGUAUACCCUAUACCUGCCCUUUAGCUAGGAUCAGACCUUUAGUUGGAAGAUACGUGCCCCCAGAGGUUGUUGCUGUUCGGGUACCACUUUUACAUCUCUCAAAUUUCCAAAUUAAUGACUGGCCUGAUCUCUCCACCAAAAGCUAUGCGGUCAUGGUCCUUAUUCUCCCCACUGAUAGUGCCAGAAAAUGGCGAGAUCAUGAAUUGGAACUUGUCGAAGUUGUGGCAGACCAGGUUGCUGUUGCUCUCUCUCAUGCUGCGAUUCUGGAGGAAUCUAUGAGGGCCCGUGAUCAGCUCAUGGAACAAAAUGGUGAUUUAGAUUUGGCUCGCCGAGAGGCCGAGAGGGCAAUUCACGCACGGAAUGAUUUCCUUGCUGUAAUGAACCAUGAAAUGCGAACGCCAAUGCAUGCAAUCAUUGCAUUGUGUUCCCUUCUUCUCGAGACUGAGCUAACUCCAGAGCAAAGAGUUAUGAUAGAGACAGUGCUAAAGAGUAGCAAUCUUUUGGCAACACUAAUCAAUGAUGUUUUGGAUCUUUCAAGACUUGAAGAUAAUAACCUAGAACUAGAAAUUGGAAUGUUUGAUCUUCAUGGAAUCUUCAAAGAGGUCAUUAAUCUGAUAAAGCCAAUCACAUCUGUAAAGAAGCUAUCUAUGACUAUGAUUCUGGCACCUGAUUUGCCAAUGUUUGCUGUUGGUGAUGAGAAACGACUUAUGCAAACUAUUUUAAAUGUCGUGGGUAAUGCUGUUAAGUUCACAAAGGAGGGUUAUGUUUCAAUUAUAGUUGCUGUUGCAAAACCAGAGUCUUUAAGAGACUGGCGGCCUCCAGAAUUUUACCCCGUGUCAAUCGAAGGCCAUUUCUAUUUACGAGUGCAGGUUAAGGAUUCUGGUUGUGGUGUUCUCCCACAAGAUAUACCAAAUCUCUUUACCAAAUUUGCACAUCCUCGAAGUGGAUCCGUUAACGGUGGAGCUGGACUUGGACUUGCUAUUUGUAGAAGGUUUGUAAAUUUGAUGGGAGGCCACAUAUGGAUCGAGAGCGAGGGCCAUGACAAAGGUUGCUCUGCAACAUUCCUUGUGAAGCUGGGGAUUGGCAGCAAUCCGAAUGAUUCGGCAAUCCAUCAAGCUUCACCGAACAUUAGAGCAUACCAUGGAAGUGCAGAAAUGAGUGGACAAAAACCGAUGUUAAGAGAUCUUCGUGGUACUGCUAAUCCCAAUGCACGAUACCAACGAAGUCUUUAGGUGGCAGUGGUAGCUAGCUAAUGUUUGCUAUGAGAAAAAGUUUGACUUGUAUUAUUUUCCGUUUUCAUACUGUUUGAGGUGAAGAUUGCUGCUUUUAAACUAAACUUUUAUUACAUAGCCUCACUGUUAUUUGUUAGAGUUAUAUAGUGAAAGUAGCGAGUUUGAAGCGCCAUUCCUUGUGUUUUAUUU
Molecule: messenger RNA, 2363 nt
Organism: Hibiscus syriacus
Lineage: Eukaryota; Viridiplantae; Streptophyta; Magnoliopsida; Malvales; Malvaceae
Product: probable ethylene response sensor 1
Exons: 6
Coding region: 267-2174 (635 amino acids)
Biological process (GO): signal transduction; phosphorylation
Cellular component (GO): endoplasmic reticulum
Molecular function (GO): ethylene binding; protein binding; ethylene receptor activity
Source: RefSeq, a predicted model, not a curated record